Megalobrama amblycephala (Wuchang bream) is the source of this 3394-nucleotide messenger RNA. Its product is annotated as B- and T-lymphocyte attenuator-like. Lineage: Eukaryota; Metazoa; Chordata; Actinopteri; Cypriniformes; Xenocyprididae. Gene Ontology annotation, cellular component: plasma membrane. The record is from RefSeq and is a predicted model, not a curated record. Gene Ontology annotation, molecular function: signaling receptor activity. The transcript has 8 exons. Gene Ontology annotation, biological process: immune response-regulating cell surface receptor signaling pathway. The coding region runs from base 2037 to 3101 and encodes 354 amino acids.
ACUCACAGAAAACAAUGCGUUCGAAUUUUAAAGACGUGGCGAGGCGCUGAGCUUCGUGUCCGGUGUGUGAGCCCCUUCAGUCUUUUGCCACUCAGUGGGCGUGACCGCAGUCGUAACGGUCGACGGUGACGUCACGUGCAUGCCCUCUAUUGCAGUUUGCCCGUAACUACUGUUAACAGUUAAGUUGAUACUCCUUAAUUGUUAGUAAUGCUGUCCCCAUUUAGGUAUUAAUUACUGUUAUGUUCUGUUACUAUUUAAUAUUAGUGAAAAAAGGGGAAAAGUAAUAUGUGUGUUGCCUACCAGGUGAGGGCGCUAACAGUAAAGACUCCCCUGGAGAGCGGAUGCGAAUACAAUUCAGUUGUUAUUGACAUACAUGAUGUGCAGACUCGUUUAUAACAAACAUGAUUAGUUUUCUGUCAGUGAAUAUAUCCAUCCAAACAGUUGCUAAAUAAAACCAGAAAUAGAGGGUAACGCGGGUAUGAUGUCAUUGAUAUGCGUCGCACAGACACAAAAUUUCUGGAUUUAAACAUUCUUGGAAACGUUUGGGAAAAUGUAAGUACACAAGUCAACAAAAUAUAUAACACUGUUCUAGAAGUUUUUGGGUAUUUUUAUUUACUUUAAGUAGUUUGUGUACCUUUGUGUACGAAUUAGCUCAAUGACAGCAGCACUCUAAUCAGGGACUAUUUUUAUGUUUUCAAAGUUACUCAUUGUACUGUAAAGUUUUCUCUCCAGUGAAUGACACAUGAUGUAAUCCAAUAAGGUUGUCUUUCUGUUUUGUGCACGUUCAUGAGUUUUGGAGGAGGCGUGGCUUUGGACAGUGAGUGGCAGGGAGGGUGGGAUCGUAUGCUUUCAAUGCUAGCAGGCUAAAAUGAGCAUUUCUCAGAUCACCUACUGCUCUUUUAAUGUUUAAACUGAACAUGAACUGAAACGCACUAAACUGAACCAUCCACUUUUUGACAUAGCAACAAUAACAGCAACACCUUUAGCACCGUAAACACCUAGUAAACACAAAGACAGUGCAGUUUGCAUCUCUACAAAAUUGUUUGGAUGAAUUUAUGAUAAAGUAACCAGCAUUUCUUAUGAACAAGGAUCAGUCAGGAGAAGUGUAGUGGACAUGUAUGAUAUUAGUUAACUAUAGGCAAUCCAAUUAUUUCUAGAAUAUUUUACUGGAUUAUACUUGGAAUAUCAUUUUUCUCAUUUAUAUAUCAAAGUUUUCUCUUCUUUAUUUCCAGUCCCUAUUAACAUUCUUUACUGGUUCAUUGAAAAUAAAAUGCAGAAAAUAUCCCAUACUGAAUUAUCUGUCAAUGUUUUUAAAGUCAGCAUGAAAUGGAAGUUGCAAUCAUCUGCUUCUCAAACACGAAAAAAUGUAGGGCGGGACUUGAUUUCGUCCAUUGUUUGGAUCUUGGAUCAUUAAAAGAAUAAGACGUGUACAUUUUUAUUUCAUGAUGACUUUAAAAUUAGGCAAAUGUAAAUAGAACUGUUUUGGUUACACAGCAUCUCAUGUAAAAUUUAAGAGUAAAAUUUAUAUCCAAAGAGCCUCUUGCUCCAUUGAUGGUAUUUAUAUAUGGUAUUUAUAGAUCAGGUGACUGGCUUAAAACAACCUGCCUGCUAAAUUUCCAAGCACCCAAGAGCAAAGAUAGCACAUUUCUAAUUCUGAGGACUCCUCCAUCAGUCAAAAUAGCUAACAAAAUAGCUUUAUGCAUGUAUUUAGACCUCAUUGGAAAGAGUAGAUAGUAAGAAAGUAGAUCUAGUUUGUGCUGGUGUUCAGUCAUUAUCCACAAGGAGGUGUCAAUGAGUUCAUUUGAACAAUGUCUUUCUGUUUCUUGGUUCUUUUCUCUUCAACAGUUGCAUGAAGGUUCAACCAACCUGGACAAGGCUCACACAACCUGAAACCACUACAAACACACUAGAUGAGGUUCGACACUGUCAACGACCAAAGAAGGCAAACCAAGAACAACCAAGAUACAGAGACAGACACAAAACCAACUAAAGAAAUACAAAGAAAUGCUGAGAGCCAACACAGGUGAAAAGCACUUAUGAUCCAAGGAGGGACGAUACAAGUUCAGAAAAGAGAAACAGAGAUGAUCAUCUGUAACCUUACUAUUUCUCUCCUGCUGCUAUCGCUUAGUGUCAGCGGCACCACAAACCAUGCCAACCAACAGAAACAGAAGGAUUUUGUCGGAUCAGUGUGUUACCCCUGCCGCAUCUGUUGCUUAUUUCCGCCAAAUCAACAUGUUGAAGGUACUGAGCUGCAUUGUAAUCCAGUGAUCAAAGUGCCACGAAACACAGUGUUUAAAGCUCGUGUUAUGACAGUGUUGAGGAUAAACUGUACUGUAAAUCUGCGUGGAUGUCACAGGAGCCCAAGAGUCUCAUGGUGCAAAAUCGAUGGAAAUGACUGCAAAGCUUUAAAUCACUCAGAUUACAUAAAAACUGAGUGGAAGAAUACAACAGAGCAUGAAGGGAUGGCUUUCCUGUUUUUCCUGAACAUCUCAAUGGAGGAUGCAGGUUUAUACCGAUGUAAAGAAAGCGAGACGUCUGUAGGCCAUGCUAUUAAUGUCACUGUGACAGAAAAUAAGGAGGAUGAGGUUUCACACAAUCAAAACAACACAAUAUUAGAUGUCCUGAAUACUGAUCAUCCAAAGGAUGAUCAGCAGUGGCUCUGGCCAUAUGUGUACAUCUGCACUGGAAUAGCAGGGCUGGUGUUCAUAAUUAUGACUGUAUCAUUACUUUUCAUCAGAUGCCAAGGGACAAAAUCCACAAGAAAAGAUAUGGCAAAUAAAAAUCAGUACAUGGAAACACAAAGCAGUGACCUGCCUCCUCCUCCUCCUCCUCCUGCUCAUCCCCAUCACAACACCCGUCCCCCCUCACACCAACCGACCUCUGCUUUAUAUCGUGUCUGUGAAACUCCACCUGUCAGAGGAGCACCAUCAGCUGGAAGAGUUUCAGUUGGUAGACACAACACUGUUGGCACAGAAAGAGGAGAAGAAGAGAAUGUUCUUGUAUAUGCUUCUUUGAAUCACCAGCCUAUGUCAAGAGGGCCGAGAAGAACAGCACGACAAGAACCAGAACCUUCAGAAUAUGCUGCAAUUCGGUUCCGGUGAUUCAAUUACUCAUUUACUUAUAGACACUUUAAAAAAAGAAUACUGAGAAAAUGGUCACUCAUUUGCUAUAUUAGGAAAUAAUUAUAAUGUAUGAGGACCAAGAAUGUGGGAUUUUGGACACCUCUAUUUCUGGAUUGUUUGAUGGCAACUGGCUGCUGGUAUUUUAAAGGUCUGGCACACAUUAACAGAACAGUAUUCUCACAUUAAAAAAAACAAUUUAACAGCUCCCUUAUCUGCCUUAAAACAAAAAAAAUUACUAAAUAAAUAAAUAUAUAUAAAUAAAAAUAUAUAUA